Sinocyclocheilus grahami is the source of this 1840-nucleotide messenger RNA. RefSeq names its product noelin. The coding region runs from base 6 to 1154 and encodes 382 amino acids. Lineage: Eukaryota; Metazoa; Chordata; Actinopteri; Cypriniformes; Cyprinidae. Gene Ontology annotation, biological process: signal transduction. The transcript has 4 exons. The record is from RefSeq and is a predicted model, not a curated record.
AAAACAUGACACAAUCAAUCCAAGUAUUGGACCAGCGGACACAGAGGGACCUGCAGUACGUGGUGAAGAUGGAAGAUCAACUCCGUGGCCUGGAGACCAAAUUCAGACAGGUGGAGGAGAACCACAAACAAAACAUCGCCAAGCAAUACAAGGCCAUAAAGGCAAAAAUGGCAGAGCUGCGUCCGCUGAUCCCCGUACUGGAGGAGUACAAAGCAGACGCGCGGCUGGUUCAGCAGUUUAAGGAGGAGGUGCAGAACUUGACGUCCAGCCUCGGUCUCCUCCAGCAGGAGAUGGGAGCCUACGACUACGAUGACCUGCACUCCCGUGUGGUUAGUCUAGAGGAGCGGCUACGCGCGUGCAUGCAGAAGCUCGCGUGUGGUAAGCUGACUGGCAUUAGUGAUGCAAUCACUAUUAAAACAUCCGGGUCUCGGUUCGGAUCCUGGAUGACGGACCCUCUCGCUCCUGAAGGAGACACAAGGGUGUGGUACAUGGAUGGUUACCAUAACAACCGCUUUGUGCGGGAGUACAAGUCAAUGGCGGACUUUAUGACGUCGGAUAACUUCACGUCUCACCGGCUGCCGCACCCUUGGUCCGGGACGGGUCAGGUGGUGUACAAUGGCUCCAUUUAUUUUAACAAGUUCCAGAGCAACAUGAUCAUCAAGUUUGACUUCAAGACGUCCACCAUAAGUAAAUCUCAGCGUCUGGACAACGCAGGCUUCAGCAACACCUACCACUACGCCUGGGGUGGACACUCCGACAUCGACCUCAUGGUCGACGAGGGCGGGCUCUGGGCCAUCUACGCCACCAAUCAGAACGCGGGGAACAUCGUCAUCAGCAAGCUCCACCCUCUCACCCUGCAUAUAAUCCAGACCUGGACGACCAAUCACCCGAGGCGCAGUGCUGGGGAGUCGUUUAUGAUUUGCGGGACGCUCUACGUGACCAACGGCUACUCGGGAGGGACGAAAGUCUACUACGCCUACCAGACCAACUCCUCGACAUACGAAUACAUCGAUAUCGUUCUGCAGAACAAGUACUCGCACAUCUCUAUGCUGGACUAUAACCCACGAGAUCGCGCACUGUAUGCUUGGAAUAACGGACAUCAGGUCCUGUACAAUGUUACGCUUUUCCACGUCAUCCGCUCAGAGCAACUGUAACCUUGGAGGAUUUGGUUGGGAGUAUCUGAAGACAAUCUUUAGGAAUGUUCUUCAACAGAUUGUUACAAAAAUGCUAUGCUGAAUGAAAACUAAACCUGAACAAUAGACAUGUGGAUGGAACAUAGAACACAAAAUCAUAAAUAGAUGCCAAAAAACUUAAAUAAGCAAAGCCACGCCUUUCUUUUUUUACAAAAGGACUUUACUUUAUAGGACACAGUCUGAUCAGAUGUUUUCCAGAAGCACUAAAAAUACUUUUUAUUCAUGCUUUACUGCACAAUGAAAUGAAGAGAACGUUGGGAUUAGUUACAGACUAGCAGCCCACACUCAACCUCAUAAACGGAGCGUGUGCAGGAAAACUGAUGGUGCUUCACUUGGCAAACUAACAUGGACGGCUUACCAGUCUGUGCAAUAUCCUAAAUCCAAAUUGUAUGCUUUGCAGAGCUCAUUUCUAGAGGUAAUAUGAACAAAUGUGAUUGGCUGAAGGUGCUGACUGUUGAAAGCUUGUUCAAAAGGCUCUUGUGAGAUUUUACUUGAACAUCUCUGUGAUUAAGUUCUCUAGAUGGGGACCAUAUCAUGGUAUUUUAUAAUGACCUACAUGUAUGUAGCACCUGAGAACAGACCAAAGCGUGCUAUUAAAGUCAACAUGAAAUCACACAUUCCUGGUCUCAAUGUGUACAAUUACCGUA